UGUGACGUUCAUGGGGAACUUCAUUACCCAGAAUGCUACCGUGUUAAACGGUCACGCUCUGCAUGGACCAGGGGUAGCAGGUAGUGGCUAACUGUGCGAAGCUGCCGAUGAGUGAAACAGUUGAUGCUAACACGCGAACCCGCUUCGUCUGCUUAUGAAGAAUAAAGCGAGACAACACAGAACAGGACAUUGCUUUAGCGCCUCGAGACUUACUACUAAUAUAUAACAUAUAAAUUUCAAACACAAAAGGUCAUGAAUGAAACAAGAACAAAAACGUUAGAGAAAAAAAGGUCAACACUGCAGUUCGCAAAACUACCACUAGGAGUCAAUAUUCUGUUCCCCAAAAUGGUAUUUUACGACAGCUUUCUCGUGUAGAGACAAUACUAAUGAAUGAAUCUCAACCGUGUCUUUUGUUUGUGAUUGUUUUGUAAUUACAGCUUGUGCUUUUCAAUAAAGUUGUACUUAAAAAAACGGACCGCUCGCGCGUGAUCGCAGGAAGUGAUGAGGUUAGACGUCAGGAACGCUCAUGAAAGCGAGUCAAGUGCACGUCGGUUGUCUUGGGUUUGCGUUAGUUUUCGAGACAAACCGGACACACUACAAUUUGUUAACUCGACGGUGAAUUUCUGAAUGCAAAUGUUGGCGUGAAUGUAAUAUAUGACGUAGUGAGUGGAGUCAUACUUCCUGUUGGCGGACAGGAACAUGAAAGUGAAAUCAAAGUUCUCAGCACGUGGGUUCUUUUGACCUUCACUGAAGGCUGUGAGAGAAGGAAAGCUAAAUAAAGCGUCUGAAGAGGGAACUGACACACCAGCUCGCUCACGGGCUGAGUUCCAUCUACAGUGAGUUUCUUCAGAAGAAGGAGCUGAGCUCAGCUGGAAGCUCCACCCACAAACAUGGACACAAGUCAGACCAGAGAGCUGCUCCCAGGUGUGGACAGAGAGGAGGAAGCUCCUCCCUCUAAAGCCCUUCUGGGUGAGGACCAUCGCAGCCAGACCAGAGCUCAGAGAGCUAAGCCACUCACAUCAGAAGCCGCUGGACGAGCACACGGACCUGGACCUGCUCCCAGCGGUGAGUAUCUGAAGAGUGACGGGUCUAUGGGAAGAUAUAUUAACUUCAGAGGAGGACAGGACCAUCAGAGGAGGAGCAGGUUGAAUCAGGAGAAACUGGACUCUGAACUCACCUGUGAGUCUCUGAAGAGUGACAGGUCGAUGGAUCUUCUCAUUGAUUUCAAAGGUGGACAAGAGCCUUCAGGAGAGAGAGAGGAUCAGCAGGUCUCCGAUGUUCUCAGUCUCCAGUGUGUCCAGCAGCAUCAGACAGAUCUGGACUCCACACUUCAGCUGCUUGAGGAGACUGUCAUGACUCUGGUGAAGAAGGAAGUGAGGAGAGUCCAAAGGUUCCUCAGUCCAGAUGAUCCCAAAUACCAGGAUGAUGAGGAAGAGGUGAAGGUGAAGUGUGAUGAGGAGCAGAUGAGACAAGCUUUCCUGGACUUCAUCAUGAACCUCCUGAGGAGCAUGAAGGAGGAGGAGCUUGCUGAUCGUGUGUGGAGCAGAAGUCGUGCUGGAGCGUGUGCAGGACGACUGAAGAGGAGCCUGCAGAAGAAGUUCCACAGUGUGUUUGAGGGGGUGGCUAAAGCAGGAAACUCUGCCCCUCUGAAUCAGAUCUACACAGAGCUCUACAUCACUGAGGGGGGCACAGACCAGGUCAACCAGGAGCACGAGGUCCGACAGAUCGAAGCAGCAACCAGGAACCAGACCAGAGCAGAAACUACCAUCAGACAAGAAGACCUCUUUAAAGCUUCACCUGAGAGAGAGGGACCCAUCAGGAGCCUGCUGACGAAGGGCGUGGCUGGCAUUGGGAAGACCCUCCUGACACAGAAGCUGACUCUGGACUGGGCUGAAAACAAAGCCCACUAGGACUUCCAGCUCAUGUUUCCUUUCACCUUCAGAGAACUGAACCUGCUGAAAGAGAAGCAGUUGAGUUUGGUGGAACUUGUUCAUCGCUUCUUUACUGAAACCAAAGA
Molecule: messenger RNA, 2017 nt
Organism: Synchiropus splendidus (mandarinfish)
Lineage: Eukaryota; Metazoa; Chordata; Actinopteri; Syngnathiformes; Callionymidae
Product: NACHT, LRR and PYD domains-containing protein 3-like
Exons: 8
Coding region: 891-1910 (339 amino acids)
Source: RefSeq, a predicted model, not a curated record